GAAGGGGAGGAUACGGCGAAGUUUUGGAAUCACGUUUCCACCUAAAAGACACAUUCGCGCACACUCACGAGCCGGUGCAGGAGCGUAGGGCGCAGAACUACAACCGCGGGUGUUUAUUUCGGUGCCGUUGCCCGCUCGCAUUCGGAAAGAAUAUGCUCUUCACCUGGAGCUUCGAUUAGACCGGAUCCCACCCAAGCUGCGGCGUCACCAGGCAGGUCUCAUGUCCCUUCACCAACCAGCCUCUUACUCUCCGUCCUCAUUGUCAUUUCACUGGAUCAUGUUGCAUUUCCUAUUUAUCGUUCUGCUGCUGUCAUCAGAAGUUCAAUGCCAAGGUCGUCUUAAGCUUACAGUGCUGUCUCAAGACAGACUCCAGAUGAAAUGGAAAGAAACGGAUGGACCCAUUCAGAGCUACAAGGUCCGAAUAAGACCUAUCUCAGAUGUGCCGCAGCCAGAGCUCAUGUUGACCACCACACGGGGGCGGGCAACCGUUGCCGGACUGGACUCCAGUCAGGAGUAUGCCCUCCAAGUUCUCAUACUUAAUGGGACCACGGAGAAACUUCUGGCAAAGCGACGAUUCACCUUGGAUGGCCUACGCCAGGAGGAGAUGAUCCGUAGUGGUCAAAGGAGGAAGCUGUUGCCAGGAGGGUCUGGAUCAGAAGACCUGGAUGAUGGUACGGAUGCUCUGCUGGCUCUGCCUACCAUUCUUUAUCCAGACCCUGUUAUCACAACUGUGGCUACAAUGAAUGCAGAGCCGCCAACUAUAGAACAGUCUCUCCCGCCUUUGGACGAGCCCCAGGACAAAUCCACCAAGGAGAAAAAGAAGAGGAAGAAAGAAAAAGAGCGAGACCGUUUUAAGGUGGAAAUCAAGGAUGAACAGGGGAUGACAGUGGGCAAAGAGGAGAAAACACACAAAACACCGAUUCCCACCCAGACGGUUACAGGUCCAUUUCCGAGGAAACCUUUCGAGUGCAACAUUGAUGCUGCGGCAGACAUUGUGUUUUUGGUGGAUGGCUCCUGGAGCAUUGGACGCACUAACUUCCGGCGGGUUAGGGACUUCUUGGAGGGGCUGAUGACACCUUUCCGUAUCGGACCACAAUACAUUCAGAUUGGUCUUAGCCAGUAUAGUGGAGAUCCUCGAACAGAGUGGGAGCUGAACAACUUCACCAAUAAAGACCAACUGGUAGAGGCAGUCAGGAAUUUCAGGUAUAAGGGAGGAAACACUUUCACAGGCCAAGCAUUGCUCCACGUCAUGGAGGAGAACAUGAGGGCCGAAGCAGGCGCAAGGUCUGACACACCCUUCUUCCUUGUGCUCUUGACGGAUGGUAAAUCACAGGAUGACGCCAUCGCGGCAGCAAACCGACUGAAGAAUGCGGGAGUGGAAAUCAUCACUGUAGGUGUUAAGAAUGCCGAUGAAGCAGAGUUGAGGCAAGUGGCUUCAGAGCCGGCAGAUGCGAACGUGUACAACGUCAAUGACUUCCCGCUGCUCAGCAAACUGGUGGCCCGACUCGUCCACAUCCUGUGCGGGAGGAUCGAGGACCGUGGAAUCAUAAAACAAAGUGAACCAGAGCCCACAGUAAACGCGGCCCUCUCUUACCCGAGUCCCACUGACCUUCGGUUCUCCAACCUGGGUUCCAGAGAGGUGAUGUUACACUGGACCAACCCAACAAAGCCAGUCCAGCAAUACAGGGUGGUUUACCACAGUACUGAGGGUUCAAGUCCUCAGGAGGUGGUGGUGGAUGGCUUAGUGUCUUCUGUGCUGCUCCAAGGCCUCUCCUCUCAGACACUGUAUCAUGUGUCCAUUUUCCCUGUGUAUGAAAACAGCGUUGGCCUGGCACUCAGGGGAACAGUCACCACAGUACCACUCUCUAUGCCAACCAACCUGGAGGUGAUGCCUUCCUCUUAUAGCAAACUGCGAGUGAGCUGGGCUGCAGCACCGGGGGCCACUGAGUACCUGAUCCUCUACUCAGCACUCAACGAUGGAGAGCCUGAUGAUGCCAAGGAGGAGAGGUUUGGUGCGGAGCGGACAGUCUUGGAGCUGGCCAGUUUACUUCCUGCAACGGACUACUCAGUCACGCUUUAUGCUCUCUAUGAUGAAGAUUCCAGUGAUCCGGUCACUGCUAUCGCUACGACAUUUCCUCUCCCUCCACCUGUGAGCGUGCACUUCCCAGUGGUAACUCACAGUAUGCUGAGGGUGAGCUGGGUACCUGGAGCUGAGGAUGUCCCCGGGCACAGAAUAACUUACAGCACUAACCAUGGCAGUGACGUAAAGCAGGUGGAGGUAACUGGACAAAGCUCAGUGCUGGUGCAGAGCCUGUCCUCUCUGUCCAGGUAUCUGGUGUCGGUCAGGUCUCACUACCCACAAGGCCUUUCUGCAGCCCUCACCAGUAACAUCACUACUUUGAAAGUACCCUCCCCUUCUGACCUAAGGGUGGCCAAUUUUUCCAGUAGCAAAAUCACCGUACGUUGGGAGGCCGCCGCUGAUGAUGUAAUCUCGUACCUCAUCAAGUGGAUCUCCCUAGGUGGAGGUGACUUGAGACAGAUGAAGGUGAGUGGAGAGAGUGAAGGGGCCAUCCUGGAGGGGAUGGAGGAUGACAAAGAAUACCAAAUCUCGCUGUCUGCAUUAUAUGGAGAUGGAGCUCAAAGUGAAGCUGUGGCUAUACGCUAUAGCACGUUGUCUGGUGGAGGCCCGUCCAGUGUCUCUGUCUCCGAGGAAACACCGGUCAGCAUGACGGUCAGCUGGGUUCCCCCCAACGCUCAUGUCUUGCAGUAUCGUGUCUCUUACAGUGCACUGACAGGAGCUGAGAAUCGGGACGGCGCUGUGUUGGUGCCAGGUGGUGAAAAGCAUGUGGUGCUGGACUCUUUGCAGCCAGACACACGAUACAGCAUCCUGGUCACGGCCGAGUACCGUAACAAAGAAGGAGGCAGUGGCUCAACUCAGGGCAAAACCACCAGUCUACGAGUUAGCAGCGUGAGUGUUGUGCGAUCAGACCAAUCCAGUAUCUGUGUUUCUUGGAGACCCCUGUCAAUUAUUGAUGGCUACCGUAUUGUCGUUCAGUCUGUCAAAGACAAAGUCUCAAUGGAAGAAAUUGUAGAUGCGUCCAGCAACACUCAUUGUUUCAGCGGGCUACAGGCUGAGACCGUGUACCGCAUCAGUGUGCACUCAAUUCUUGGAUCAGCAGAAGGUGCUGCUGUCUCCAUUCUACAUCCAACAGCUCAAGCCCCAGCUAAUAUUCCUGUCAAUCCUCGGAUUUACCCUGUUCAUAAUGAAGUUUGUCCUGAAGUCACCAUCAGAAACAGCAUUGUUAAAGGCUUUGACAUGAUGGAAGCGUUUGGCCUCACUCCGAAAGCUCACUCGUCUGUGGAUGGGGUCGCCGCAGAGCCUUUUGUAUUCAACACGCUGCCCGCCUACACCUUGUACAGAGAUAUCCAAUUGACGCAAAGUACCAAGUUCAUCCACCCUGUAGGCUUCUCCCCCGAACAUACCAUAAGCAUCACCUUCCGCCUGCUGCAGGAAACACCCAAAGAGCCCUUUGCCCUUUGGCAGCUCACUGAUAAUGACUUCCAGCCCAAGAUGGGAGUGGUGCUGGACCCAUUGACCAAGCAGCUGGUGUACUUAAGUCUGGAUUACAGAGGAGAAGUGCAAGAGUUGACCUUUGACCAGCCACAGGUCCAUAAGCUGUUCUAUGGUAGUUUUCACAAGGUUCACCUUUCAGUCAGCCAGGUGGCCGUCUCCUUAUCGGUGGAUUGCCAGCGUGUGGGUGAGAGGCCCGCUCGCCCUCUUGGCACGCUUCCUACUGACGGCUUUGAGAUGCUGGGGAAACUGGCGAGGACCAGAGGACCGAAAAGUGGCUCUGCUGCUUUCCAGUUGCAGUCAUUUGAGAUAGUAUGUAACACAACGUGGGCUGCAGAGGACCCCUGCUGCGAUCUGCCUGCACUGAGAGACGAGGAAAGUUGUCCUCCUUUGGCCGACUCGUGUACCUGCUCCUCUGACAUACCAGGAGCUCCUGGUUCCCCUGGUCCUUUGGGUAAACCUGGUCCCCGUGGUGAGAAAGGAAAUAAGGGUGAACAAGGACACAAGGGUGAAAUGGGUCCUCCAGGAAAACCUGGACUUGAGGGGGGUCUUGGAGCGGUGGGCAGCAGAGGGCUUCAGGGAAUGGCUGUGCAAGGGAAAGUAGGUCCACCUGGGGAAAGAGGAGAAAAGGGCGACCCAGGAAGAGCUGGACUACAGGGUCUACCUGGCCCCCCAGGUCCAAAAGGUGAAGAUGGUCCGCCAGGCCCCAAGGGCAUUCGAGGUGUGGAAGGCAACAUGGGCCCCACUGGCCCCACUGGAUCAAGGGGCUUCCAAGGGAUGCCAGGACACCCGGGACCCACUGGGGAGAGAGGCUUCACCGGUGCUAGCGGGGCUACGGGUCGUCCCGGGAGUAAAGGUGAACAAGGACAGAAGGGAGAGCCUCAGUCCAUGGCCAUGAUCUACCAGCUUGUCACAGAAGCGUGUGAACAACUUGUUCACAAGGAGGUUAGGAAGUUGGACAUAUUGAUCGACGACAUGAGCCGGAAGUCCGCUCCUGUGGAGGAGCCCGUGGGGCCUCCAGGGGAGCCAGGAGUACCGGGUUCCAGGGGUCCACCAGGAUCAAGGGGCACCCAGGGAAAUAUUGGCCCCCGAGGGAGACCUGGAAAACCUGGGUAUCCCGGAGAACAAGGAAGGCCAGGGUUGCCAGGGCCAAAAGGUGAUAUAGGGGCCAAUGUACAGGGACCCCCAGGGAUCAGAGGGCAUACAGGUCCUCUGGGUGAGUCCAAGAUUGGAACCCCUGGGCCAAAAGGAGAAAAUGGAAAGCCAGGACCACCGGGGCUGCCCGGAACUCCCGGCCAGCCGGGCGAGAUCGGACCACCAGGAGUGUGUGACAGCAGUGGAGGGUGCCACGCAGUUCCUCAGCAAGCGGGAGACCCUUAUUAUGGGUACCAGCCUUGAGUGGAUUUUUGCAAGUGGUGGUGAUGACAUCACGACGGGACGCCUGUUUACAUUGCACUGCAUCGUUGUUGACGGUGUUGCGCUUAUGUUGGUACAGCACUCGCAAGCAUCAUCGUUGGAGAAAGCAAAAGAGGAGGAUGAAGAGGAUUUGCCUAUGAUGUCACACCGUUAUGAGGAACCAUCAUAUUUCCUCAGGAUUGUUAUUUCGAUAACUCUUCCCACUUAUCCACUAGGUUCUCUUUUAUAAGCCAUGUUCGCACUGAUACUUUUUUUUAAAAUCAUGUUUAUAAAGUCGUGCACUGAGUUAUAGUUUAGUCAAUCUCUUCCAAUCCUUCGUUUCAUUUUCCAUUCUAAACUGCCUCAAAAACAGUGCCGAUACUUAUCCAUGGUGAAAGAUGUGAUCCAUGGUGUGAAUGACUGUAUGUUGUGUAUGAUAUGUAUAUAUUGAAUGUACGCAGUUCUUCACUUGUGUUCCCUUGUGUCCUUGCUGUAUAAAACACUUUUAUACAGCCGUCAUGGUCAAUAAAUGUGGUGUCUGUGUGUGUUGU
This is a messenger RNA of Syngnathoides biaculeatus (alligator pipefish), 5517 nucleotides long. It is a transcript of the gene col20a1, whose product is annotated as collagen alpha-1(XX) chain. The transcript is spliced from 42 exons. NCBI's taxonomy places the organism in Eukaryota, Metazoa, Chordata, Actinopteri, Syngnathiformes, Syngnathidae. The record is from RefSeq and is a predicted model, not a curated record. Gene Ontology annotation, molecular function: protein binding. The coding region runs from base 221 to 4969 and encodes 1582 amino acids.